Messenger RNA from Hevea brasiliensis (rubber tree), 1073 nucleotides. RefSeq lists its product as uncharacterized. The record is from RefSeq and is a predicted model, not a curated record. Gene Ontology annotation, molecular function: oxidoreductase activity. Bases 107 to 835 code for a protein of 242 amino acids. The transcript has 8 exons. NCBI's taxonomy places the organism in Eukaryota, Viridiplantae, Streptophyta, Magnoliopsida, Malpighiales, Euphorbiaceae.
CAAUAAUUGCUUAUUAUAGCUUGGGGUAGGUGAAGAAAUAGGGAAAUGGUCAACGUCACCUUCAUCCUAUAAAGCAAAUCCCAUUCCUUAUAAUUUCUCACUGGCAAUGCGUUUGGUAGCUCUUCACAAAGUUCCAGCUUCGAUAUUCUUUCAGAAAGGUAGCAGAUACUCAACGAUCAUGACUCAGUCAGUCAGUAACAGCAGUGGGAAGAAGCUUAUUCAAAUUGAUGUCAGUUCAGACACUGUAUGCCCAUGGUGCUUUGUUGGAAAGAGAAAUUUAGACAAAGCUAUAACUGCUUCUAAAGAUCAAUUUGAAUUUGAGAUCAAAUGGCAUCCGUUUUUUCUUAAUCCAUCAGCCCCUAAAGAAGGUGUAAAUAAGCUGCAGUUUUAUAGGGAAAAGUUUGGAUCCCGAACUGAUGGAAUUAUAGGUCGAAUGACAGAGGUUUAUAGGGGUCUUGGUCUGGAAUAUAACAUAUCAGGUCUCACGGGCAAUACUUUAGAUAGCCACAGGCUUAUAUAUUUUGCUGGCCAACAGGGUCUUGAUAAGCAACAUAAUCUUGUAGAGGAGCUGUUCCUUGGUUACUUCACACAGGCUAAAUACAUUGGUGAUAGGGAAUUUCUUCUGGAAUGUGCUGCAAAGGUUGGGGUAGAGGGGGCAGCAGAAUUCCUUGAAGAUCCCAAUAAUGGACUCAAGGAGGUCAACGAUGACCUCAAGAAGUACUCAGCAAAUAUGACAGGGGUCCCAUACUACGAGCAGAUCAAUGGAAAGCACAAGUUGAGCGGUGGCCAGCCCCCAGAGGUUUUCCUCAGAGCUUUUGAAGCUGCUGCAAAUUAACAGCCCCGCUCUAUUAACCCCUAUUUUAUUAUGCCAAGUAUCUCUUUGCAGUAUUGGAAUAAUAAAGGGACAUGUUGACAUGUACGUGCAUCCCCUGAAUUAUACUUGUAUAGUUUAUGCUAGAUGUUGGACGAAACAAUACAAAGUUUACAAUAAAUGGAGAUUUGGCUUUGUAGGCUUUGCAGUGUAUGUGAAACAUAAAUUAUAUUAUUAAAAUAUGUUUGUUUUUGUUCUUUGA